UAAGAAGGAGGAGACUGCAGCUGCCUCAGCUGCCUGUGGGAACUCUAUGUGGCAGAGUUGCCCUCUGCACCAGCAGGAAGACUGAGGAGUCAAAAUCCCAGUACUUGUGAUAGCACCUCCAUCCUCUUCACCUUCAUAGAAUUGCUCAUCCUCCAAAGACAGACCCUCCCCUCUCAGCCCUUGCAAGAAUUCAGCUACUGGCCUGAGGAUCCCCCAUCAACACAGGAUCACAGCACUGGAGGCAGCGAAGUGUCUGAUUUGGGCACGUGAGGCUCGCGCGAUCAGGGGCGGUGGGCUCCAGGCAGGGCAAGGCCAUUGGCAUGAAGACCCCCACCGCACAGGAGACUCGGGGACAACAAACCAGAGCAGCUGCAGGACUGGCCGCUGGAUCUGCAAACAUAACGAAAAAAAAAAUCUCCCAAAAGAAGCAGAGGGGCAGACCUUCUUCUCAAACCCGCAGGAACAUGGUGGGCUGCAGAAUUUCACAUGGAUGGAAGGAAGGUGAUGAGCCCAUCACCCAGUGGAAAGGAACCGUUCUGGAUCAGGUGCCUAUAAAUCCCUCUCUUUAUCUGGUGAAAUAUGAUGGAAUUGACUGUGUCUAUGGACUGGAACUUCACAGAGAUGAAAGAGUUUUGUCUCUUAAAAUUCUUUCUGACAGGGUGGCAUCCUCUCAAGUCAGUGAUGCAAACCUUGCAAACACCAUAAUUGGCAAAGCAGUGGAACAUAUGUUUGAGGGUGAGCAUGGUUCUAAGGAUGAAUGGAGGGGGAUGGUCUUAGCCCAAGCACCUAUCAUGAGAGCCUGGUUUUAUAUUACCUAUGAGAAAGAUCCUGUCUUGUACAUGUACCAGCUUUUAGAUGAUUAUAAAGAAGGUGACCUCCGUAUCAUGCCAGAGUCCAUUGAAUCACUUCCAGCAGAGAGAGAGUCAGGAGGAGUUGUAGAUGGCCUGAUAGGUAAACAUGUGGAAUACACCAAAGAAGAUGGCUCCAAACGGAUUGGCAUGGUCAUUCACCAAGUGGAAGCCAAGCCCUCUGUGUAUUUCAUCAAGUUUGAUGAUGACUUCCAUAUCUAUGUCUAUGAUUUAGUGAAGAAAUCUUAACUGUCAAUGGUAAACUUGGCCAUACUUGUGGAAACAUGUAAUGUGUACACAUGCAAAAAAUAUUUGUUUGUUUGUUUGUUUGUUUGUUUGUUGGUGUAUUGAAAGCUUAAGGGCCCCUGUUAACCCUACAUGUUUGCCACGUAACUGUUGUUUUGUUCUGAAAAAUACAAAUUUAUGUGGACAUGA
Echinops telfairi (small Madagascar hedgehog) is the source of this 1283-nucleotide messenger RNA. RefSeq names its product spindlin-2. The record is from RefSeq and is a predicted model, not a curated record. Bases 321 to 1097 code for a protein of 258 amino acids. The transcript has 2 exons. Gene Ontology annotation, cellular component: nucleoplasm; cytosol. Gene Ontology annotation, biological process: gamete generation; regulation of DNA-templated transcription. NCBI's taxonomy places the organism in Eukaryota, Metazoa, Chordata, Mammalia, Afrosoricida, Tenrecidae.